This is a messenger RNA of Lasiosphaeria miniovina, 1050 nucleotides long. RefSeq lists its product as uncharacterized. Bases 1 to 1050 code for a protein of 349 amino acids. The transcript has 2 exons. The record is from RefSeq and is a predicted model, not a curated record. Lineage: Eukaryota; Fungi; Ascomycota; Sordariomycetes; Sordariales; Lasiosphaeriaceae.
AUGUUACCCUCAUCGGUGCGACGAUUUGCUUCGGCGGCGCCCCAGUCACCCGUCAUCUCCUCCCUAACCUCGACUAUCCCCCGGGCCACGGCCACCUUCGGCCUCUCCUACAAGCCCAAUUGCCACCAACGCCGAUAUUCCUCUUCGAAGCCGUCGAGCCCCGACGAUGGAUCGCGAGACUACGCUUCUCGGCCCGCUGUCCCUGCCUCGGACGGCUCCAAAACCACCGAAGAGAAGCGCAAGAGGAAGACCAAGGCCUCGUCGACAACGCCACAGCUCCCCAGCGUUCCAAGCACCAGGCAUAUCAAGGAUGAGAGCCUAGCUCUCUCGACCUUUUUCGCACUCCACAGACCAUUCUCGGUCACGCAGCUUAUGCCCACGGCCGUGACCGAUGCUGCCUUUGCCGAGAUCUUCAACCAGCGAUCCCGAACGCGCCGGACCGCAGAUGUCAUCCAGACCCUGGACAAGACGGUACAGCAGCUCGAGCAGCCCCUCGCCAACUUGACUAUUAGCAAGGACCAGCACCAGCACCAGCACCAGCAACUGCAGCUGCAGGAGGAGCAACAAGAGGCCGAAGAUGGUGCUACAAAGAUUGCUUUCAAGCGCCAAGACGGCUCCGAGGCCAGCGUCUACCUACAGCUCAAUGCCAUGGCGGGCCACUUUCAGCCGUAUUAUCCCCCUCCGGCGCCUGAGCCGGUCACCGAUGCCCAGGCCGAAGCCGAGGCCGCCGCCGCCGAGGAGGCUGCCGAGCAGGAGCCGCAGACACGCAUCCACAGGGCCAUUGUGACGCUCGAAGAAACCCUCGAUGCAGACGGCGAGUACAAGGUGGUGGCCACGGGCCUGGAAAUGAUCAACGAGGACGCGCAACUGCGCACCUUCCUCGGGCGCGUGGCUCUGCGACAGCUGCGUUACUACAGCUCCCGCGUGCAAGACGGCACCAUGCAGGCCAUCAGCGUGCGCCGGCAAAGAAAGCUGAAGAUGAAGAAGAAGAAGUACAAGAAGCUUCAGCGCAAGACGAGAAACAUUCGGAGAAAGCUGGACAGGCUGUAA